GUUGUAGAGUAAGUUGCACGCUCCUUACGAACGCGCACGACCCGGGGCUCCAGGCCGCACUUACCAUACUUGGCUCCUGUCUCUCUCACACCAGCGCCACUUGCACUUGCUAAGGUUUGCUAUACGCUUCAUCUAUAGGUGACAAAAAUAAAAAGCAAUGUUGGACAUUCGACCAAAUCAUACGAUAUAUGUAAACAACCUGAAUGAAAAGGUUAAAAAAGAGGAAUUAAAGAGAUCUCUCUAUGCAAUAUUCUCCCAGUUUGGUCAAAUUCUUGACAUAGUUGCAUUGAAAACGUUGAAAAUGCGUGGCCAGGCUUUUGUAAUCUUCAAAGAAAUUCAAAGUGCCACAAAUGCAAUGAGAGCUAUGCAAGGCUUCCCAUUCUAUGAUAAGCCAAUGAAAAUUGCCUAUUCCAAGACAGAUUCUGACUUAAUAGCUAAACAGAAAGGCACUUAUAAGGAACGGGGAAGCAAACGAAAAGAGGAGGAGAAAAAGAAGAAAAAGGGAAAAGAACCUAAAGGAGCAGCAGCAGCUCCUGCUGCGGGAGCAGCGAGUGUUACAGCCAAACCAGGAGCACCUGUGGUUCCUCCUCGGCCUAAUCUCUUCAACCAGCCGCCCCCUGCUCACGGUGGUAGUGGAAUGGGUGUACCUGAGCAGCCUCCAAACCAGAUUCUUUUCCUGACAAAUCUUCCUGAUGAGACUUCUGAAAUGAUGUUGUCUAUGCUCUUUACACAGUUUCCUGGAUUUAAGGAAGUGCGUCUUGUACCUGGUCGUCAUGAUAUCGCUUUUGUUGAAUUCGAGAAUGAAUUGCAGUCUGCUGCAGCGAAGGAUGCUUUACAAGGUUUCAAGAUUACGCCGACGCAUGCCAUGAAAAUUGCUUUUGCAAAGAAGUGAAAAGGCUGUACAUUAGUUCUUUACAUGAUAAUUUUUAAAUUUCAUUUCAUAGGCAUGAAUUUAAGCAUAAGGUGUACUGUACAUGAUAGUUUCAGGCAUACAUUUGAUGCAUAUAAGUAAAAUUAACAUACCAAAAUGGUUUAAUUUUCAAGAUGUUACAUGGCAUGAAUGAAAAUUACUAAACAUUUGUAUGCAAGUGAAAACAGAUUGGUCUGGUAGUCUGUUAUUUGCAUUUAUGUAUAACUAUAUGAUAUAUUUGUACCUGAAAGUGUCAUUUACUCUUUGACAGUGUGGAAUGACAUGUAUUGAAGGCAGAGACUUCAAAGAGGGCAUACUUUAUACUAUUUUUAUUAACUUAUGUAUUGCGUGAUCAAGGAUAAUUAUUCUUGCGCUUUCAGAGAGUAUGUGUUUGUAAACCAGAUUCCUUAAUAUUACAAGCAUUUACAUAACAAAUUAAGCUUUAAAAUCGUCCCUAUUUUUGACUCUUCUAAUGUUUGAAAAGCAUUGUCAUUACGAAUUAUUAUAAGUUAUAUCACUUCAUAUUAAAAAGAAAAAUCUUGUCGA
Procambarus clarkii (red swamp crayfish) is the source of this 1456-nucleotide messenger RNA. RefSeq names its product U1 small nuclear ribonucleoprotein A snf (gene snf). Gene Ontology annotation, biological process: mRNA splicing, via spliceosome. NCBI's taxonomy places the organism in Eukaryota, Metazoa, Arthropoda, Malacostraca, Decapoda, Cambaridae. Gene Ontology annotation, cellular component: U1 snRNP. Gene Ontology annotation, molecular function: U1 snRNA binding. The record is from RefSeq and is a predicted model, not a curated record.